AUGACCGGUUACCAUGCCGGGUUUGUGAUGCCUUCACCCUCACCAUCUGCUUCUCCACAAGUGCUACUAGGGCAUUCAGACAAAACUAAAGCCAACUACAGCGCCGGGAGCCCCGAGUUCAAAGACACAAUGUCAGAGUACAGCAUGGGCAACUGUCGCUUCUUCACCUACGAGGAAAUGCACAACAUCACAAACGGUUUCUCCGAUCAAAACCUGCUGGGGGAAGGCGGCUUUGGGUCUGUUUACAAGGGUUGCUUGCCCGAAGGGAGAGAGGUUGCCAUUAAGAAACUGAAAGAUGGCAGUGGGCAGGGGGAGCGCGAGUUCCAGGCCGAGGUGGAGAUCAUCAGCCGCGUGCAUCACCGCCACCUGGUUUCUCUCGUUGGGUAUUGCAUCUCGGGCGACCAGCGCUUGCUUGUCUACGAUUUUGUGCCCAAUGACACGCUGCACUAUCAUCUACAUGGUCAUCCCCGAAUUAUCCACCGAGAUAUAAAAUCCUCUAAUAUUCUGCUGGAUAACAACUUCGAGGCACAGGUUGCUGAUUUUGGUCUUGCAAGACUAGCCAUGGAUUUUGCUACGCAUGUAACUACACGGGUGAUGGGAACUUUUGGGUACAUGGCUCCAGAGUAUGCAUCCAGUGGCAAAUUGACAGAGAAAUCUGAUGUCUUCUCUUUUGGCGUUGUCCUCUUAGAGCUCAUUACUGGUAGAAAGCCCGUCGACGCAUCAAAUCCAUUGGGUGAUGAGAGCCUUGUCGAGUGGGUUAUAAUAUGUGUACCAUGUGAAGUCGUGAACCAGCCAACUGAAAACAGCUUCCGACACAAUCCUGUUGUAACUCUGGUUUAUAAGAUUGAUCCUCUGUGGUCAGCAACAUUUCCUGACCCCCACAGUUAUCUGCAGGCUAGGCCACUGCUGACCCAAGCGCUCGAGACUGGCAAUGCAGGGGAGCUGCUGGACCCCAGGCUGGACAAGAACUUCAACGAGGUCGAACUGUUCCAUAUGAUCGAAGCGGCAGCAGCCUGCAUCCGAUACUCGGCAGCCCGGAGGCCCCGGAUGAGCCAGGUGGUGCGUGCUCUCGAUAGCCUAACCGACGUCGACCUGACCAACGGGGUGCAGCCGGGGAUGAGCGAGAUGUUCAACGCCCCCAACACCGCGGAGAUCAGGCUGUUCCAGCGGAUGGCGUUCGGGAGCCAGGACUUCACGACCGACUUCACUCAGUCCAGCAGCUGGAACAGCAGCCGUCAGGGCGGAGACGCCGAUGCCUCUGGUGGGCCGAUGCACUCGCAAUUGCAACCAUAG
This is a messenger RNA of Triticum turgidum subsp. durum (durum wheat), 1293 nucleotides long. Lineage: Eukaryota; Viridiplantae; Streptophyta; Magnoliopsida; Poales; Poaceae. The record is from the annotation of a GenBank genome assembly.